AUGUCUCAAGGCAGCCAAGACGAAGCAAAAAUUGGUCUCGUACCCGGUCUCUCACCGUCUUCAGAAGCCUCGUUGUCCUCAGACACGGUUUGCGAUCUAGGCGAGGAUGACCACGAUCUCGAAAAGGAAGACGUCGCCCUCCUUCACGCAAAGGAGCUCGGGUCGACGCAUGCACGGACGACAGCGAGGAGAUGCAGGUUACCCAAGUCGAUUCUGCUCUGGACCUUCUUCAUUGCUCUCGCCGCCCUCAGCUUUCUGGUGUAUUGGCUGCUGCCUCUCAAAAUGAACCAGACACCCACUUUUCAUCCCGUGUUUGGCGACUGCGGGAAAACACCCGACCAGGCGAGGGCAAAGGGCUGCGUCUACGAUCCUCUCGCCGUCACCUGGGUCCGGCCAGAAUGCUACUAUCCUGAGCUUAUCGAAGAGUUCAUCGACAUGGAACCGGUGGCCUUCUACCACGACAAAUCCCUCAGCACGGAGUCUCUGGUGCCGUUGGAAGAAAUCAUCCAGGCCCAGCACGAGCAAGUGUGGGCGCCUCACAAGUUUCACUCGGUCCAUUGCGCCCAUGUGGUCAAGAAGGUACAUCAUGCCCUCAUGAACCAUUUCCCCAUUGACAGCUUUUCAUUGAACUACGCCCACACGGAGCACUGCCAGCUGGUGUUACUCGAAGAGCUGCCUCAGUGUGCCGCGCCUGGGACUUGUCGACUGAAUAAUGUCAUUCAGAAAUACAGUUCGUGCGGAUAUGUGUAUUAG
Molecule: messenger RNA, 753 nt
Organism: Fonsecaea nubica
Lineage: Eukaryota; Fungi; Ascomycota; Eurotiomycetes; Chaetothyriales; Herpotrichiellaceae
Exons: 2
Coding region: 1-753 (250 amino acids)
Source: RefSeq, a predicted model, not a curated record